Messenger RNA from Hemiscyllium ocellatum (epaulette shark), 923 nucleotides. RefSeq names its product collagen triple helix repeat-containing protein 1-like. NCBI's taxonomy places the organism in Eukaryota, Metazoa, Chordata, Chondrichthyes, Orectolobiformes, Hemiscylliidae. The record is from RefSeq and is a predicted model, not a curated record. The transcript has 4 exons. Bases 136 to 837 code for a protein of 233 amino acids.
AGGGCAAGUGAGUCAGUGUUUAGUCUGGGGCAUUCCUGAAAUCCCUGCAGAUUGUUGAUGAUUCCUGGUUUGGAGCAGACGGGUGGUGAGAGGCUGUGAGUUUAGGGCUCGGUUUUCAAGUUCCCACUGUCAGAUAUGGGCUCGCUAUUUCGGCUGCUGUUCCUCACCUGGCUCAUCCUGCCUUUACUGGGCGCAGAAUCAGGCAGGAAACGCGGUGCUCGUCAACGCGAAGAGGAGUUCAUGGACCGGCAGCACAAUGAUGUAUGUGUGCAGGGUUCACCAGGUAUUCCUGGCCGGGAAGGUAAUCCUGGAACAAAUGGGAUACCAGGAACCCCAGGGAUCCCCGGUCGAGAUGGAGCUAAGGGAGAGAAAGGCGAGUGUAUGCAAGAACGCCUUGAGGAGCCCUGGAGAAUCAACUACAAGCAAUGUGCCUGGAAAGCACUCAACUAUGGCAUAGAUCUCGGCAAAAUUGCAGAAUGUACAUUCACCAAGCUGCGCACAGACAGUGCCCUCAGAGUAUUGUUCACUGGUUCCUUGCGUCUGAAAUGCAAAAGUGCCUGCUGUCAGCGCUGGUACUUUACAUUUAAUGGGGCUGAGUGCAAUGGUCCAUUGCCGAUUGAAGCCAUUGUCUAUCUAGAUCAAGGAAGCCCAGAAUUUAACUCAACCAUAAAUAUACAUCGCACAUCUUCAGUGGAAGGGCUGUGUGAAGGAAUCAGUGCUGGACUGGUGGAUGUUUCAGUCUGGGUUGGGUUGUGCUCCGAUGGCUAUCCACAAGGUGAUGCUUCUACUGGUUGGAACUCAGUAUCACGGUUAAUAAUCGAGGAGUUGCCAAAAUAGUUUUGUCUCUAUAAAAUGAAAACAAACAAGAGCUAUUCUUGUUCUCUCAGUACAAUUUGAAUAAAAUCUGUUAACUUUCAUCAAAA